AUGAGUCCUGCAACCACAAGCGCCAUAUCAGCAACCACCAAAGUCCACAACCUAUGGAGGUCCCCGCUGCCGUACCUCUUCGGCAGCUUAGGUUUAAUGCUGCUACUCAUUUCUGUUGCAUUGGUCAUCCUCGCGUGUUCAUACCGCAAACCCUCUUCGGGUGAAGAUGAUGAAGAGAAGCCAGCAAAGCCCAUGAGCGCAGUUCUUGACGAUGAGAGAAGGAUUGCAAUUGUCAUAAUGGCCGGCGAUGACAAGCCGACGCAUUUAGCUACAGAGGUGAUCACUCCAACAACUCACCACUGUACUUGCUCCUCUGAGACCGAUCAGAAAGUUUAA
Molecule: messenger RNA, 336 nt
Organism: Malus domestica (apple)
Lineage: Eukaryota; Viridiplantae; Streptophyta; Magnoliopsida; Rosales; Rosaceae
Product: protein GLUTAMINE DUMPER 6-like
Biological process (GO): regulation of amino acid export
Source: RefSeq, a predicted model, not a curated record